AUGAAAUCUAAUUUUGCACCAACUUCAUUCUUUCCUGAAGCUGAAAAUGAUUUGUUUUAACCUUAUAAAAAUCUUGUUACGAUUUUACAGAACCCUAGUAAAACAUUGAAAGAUGCUGAGGCAAUUUACUAGUAGAUAGAAAACCAUCCUUAUAUAAAAAAAUUCUUUGGAGAAAACAUUUCAGAUAAAUCUGCAGCUCUUUAACUUUGUAAAAACAUGUCUGUCCAGUUUUUUAAAAGAGGAGAUAUUGUUAUGGCUCAAGGAGAUUAAAGUGAUAAUAAGCUCUACGUAAUACUCGAAGGAAAAGUAGGGAUAGUUAUAAAUUUUAAAGGACCAAAACCUCCUGAUGGUGCAAUAUACGACAGAGAUUUAUAGGAGAAGUUAGAAAGAGAAUAGUAGGAGUCUAUAUAAAGCUAAGAAGACAAGAUUGAUGAAGAACUAAUAAAAAGAAUCAUUUCAAUAUUUAAAAAAGAUAAAGAGGAUGAUAAAAAGAAGUAUGUACCUUUUGGCGAGGAACCUGAAAUGCAAAAGAGAGUUGCUAUUAACAAGCAUUUAAAUGAUCUAAUUGAAAAUAAGAAUAGUAUUCUUAAGCCAAAAGAUGAUCAUAAAUUUACAAUAAGCUAGUCUAAAUAAAUGAUGAAAAAUAGAUCUUCAUCUAUCUUCAAGCCUCCGUUUAAAUAGCUUUUAAUGAUUAUUUAAUAAAAAAAGAAAGAAAAACAAUAGAAAGAGGUUGUAUACUCACAUAAACCUAGUCUUCAUUUAGAUCUUGAAGGGACCUAAAGUAGAAGUUUAGAGAAAAAAAACAGCUUUAUUUCUCCUACAGAUACUCCUAAAGCUAGAAAACUUUAGACUGAGUUAUAGGAAACAAAAGAAAAAAAAUAUUAAUAAUAGAUUGAAUCCUUUGGUACUAAAGUAAACGAGAUUGGUAAAGGUACUGGGUUUGGUGAUAAGGCUUUAUUAGCUGCGAACCCCAAGCAAGCUGUUCGUAACGCAACAAUUAUUUGCACAACUCCUGUAUUAUGUAUCAUAGUGUACAGAAAAGAUUUUUUGAGAGUAGUAGAAAAUUUCUCUGCUGAAGCUAUUUUAAAGGAAAAAACAAUAACGAGAUAGUUUAAAUUCUUUAAAGAUGUUAGCUCUACUUCAUUAAAGGAGAGAUUACUUUAUUAUUUUUAAGAUAUAAAUUUAUUGAAAAACGAAUAUGUGUGCAAGGAAGGAGAAUAUGCAGAAGGUUUGUAUAUUUUCGCAGAAGGAAAAGUCACACUAUAAAAAAAAUAUGAAGACCAAAAAAAUAUAUACUACUAAAAGUAUUCAAACAUAAGCAUUUGUACAAUAGAAAGACCUACUUUUUUUUGUGAGGAAGUGAUUUUUAGUAAGGAAGAAAAACCAAAGUGCAAAUACACUAUUUAAGUUACAAGUCAAAAAGCUCACUUAUAUUUUUGUUCAAAGUAAAAUUUUCUUUACAAGUUUCCCAAAGACGCUAUUGAGGAAUUAAACUAGUUUUACUAAGCAAGAGACUUAUCGUAUUAGUAAUUAUUUGACCAUUGUAAAGAAGUACAAUUUAAUAAUGAUCAAAUUAAGAAAUAAAAUGAGAAGGCCAUGAAUGAUAAUGCCCAUUAUAUGAAUUUUUAGCAAAAUAAAGAACUUUUUACACAAAUGAAAAGCGCUUGUAUAGAUUAUUAAGUAAAAAAAGUUGUGCCUAAACUUAUCGAUUAAUUUGAGAAUCAGCAACAUCUUGUUACAUAAAAUAAUAAAAUAAAAUUGAAUGAUGACUUUGAUCCUACUGUUUAAGAUUUUUGUUCAAGAGUUGACUUUGUUAUGAAGAAGAAUAUAGAAGAGAGGGAAAUGGUCAAAAAAAUUAUUAAAUAAAAAAAAAUAAAGACAGACAAAAGAACCUUCAAAUAGAAGCAAAGUUCCUACAAAUUUGGCAAAUAAAAUUCUCAGUAAAUUUCAUUUGAGGAAGAUGAGAUUAUUUAAAGUGGAGAAGAGUCAAACUAAAAUGCUGAUAAAAAAUUGAGUGUUGAUUCUGAAGAAAAGAUCAAGCUAUUAAGAAAUAUUUUUUCAAAAGGAAAAAAAAUGAACUUGAAUGAUAUUGAUCUAAACUUAUUUUAUAGGAAUUAGGAAGAAUUAUAUGAAGAUUCUGAUGUGAAUUUAUUGUUAGACAUUAGGAAACCAAAAAAAGCUUAGUAAUCUUAUAAUACAUAGAAAUCAUAAGAAAUUAAUGAUUAAACUAUGGAAAUUGUCCCUAAUAUUUAAAGCAUUCAAUAUCCUAACUCUCCUUCAAAUAAAGGAGACUCAUCACCAACUAAAAAAAAUUUUGAAUUUUAAAAAUAUGAUUAUUCUAAUUUUGAAGCUGACGAAUUAAAGACUCCUCCACCUGAACUAAAUAAAACACAGAGCUAACUAAAAACCAAAUUAAACUAAAAUGAAUUAGACAUAGGAUACCUAGAGAUGUUUAAAAAGCAAUAAUAUUUUUACAUGGUUAGAAAAGGAGCCAUCAAGAUAAACCAUAACACCGAGUUUCCUUAGCUUGACUUAAGAAAAAAAAUACUUAAGAAGAUAAAAAAAAGAAAAAGUUAAAUAACUGAUGGAGAAAAAUUCUCGCACUCUUUUUGUUUAAGUCCAUAGAUUAAAAAACAAUAAUUUCUUAAUAAAUGUGCUAGCUACGAUAUAUAAUAGUAAGAUGAAGUAAUUAAAAUAAAUUCAUCAAAUUAUACUGAUAUUACUUCACAGAUACAAAAUGAGGAAAAUGCAUUUACAGAUAGAAGCGAUCCUACUAUUUAAUUAAAUAAAAUUUUUGAAACAUUUUAACCUAGUCCAGACUUUAGACUUAAGCAUCACUCUGUUAGUGAAAUAAAAUCUCCUUUUAUGAAAUAGAAAAAUAGUAAAAAGAGUUCGUUUAGAGAUGUAAUAAAAAGUGGGGAUAAAGAUAAUGUACUAAAGAGCCAGCAAAGCAAAAAUGGAAAUAAAGGCAGAUUUUCUAAAAAUACAAUUUAAAUUACAGAGGACUUUAAGAAUCUCGAAGGACUUUAGUAAGUAAAAAGUGACUUAGAAGCUAAAUCUUAGUCACAGAUAUAAUUUAAUAAAUUAGAAUUUCCAAAUUCAUAAGAAAGUAUUUAAUGCCUUGAUAAAGGGGGAUUUUUAAGUCCAAAAAAUAAUAUUGGUUCUAUGUUUUACAACAAAACUUCUUCUGAUUAGCCAUUACUCCCUUAUUUAAGUUGCACUAACGAGUAUUCAACACCAAGUUCAAUUCAAACAAAAAAGUAAAGUGAUAUUCAAACAAAUAAAAGCCAAUCACUUACAAAACAAGAUAUUAAAUUAGCUCAAAUUAAUUAAGGAUUUACUCCAACAGGAGUAGGAUCUCGAUUAAAUGGGCUCAACAGCUGUGUAGUAUAACCUAAAAUUGUGAGUGCUUAGAAUUCUUAGAAAAAGGAUCAUUAAUUUUACUUAACAACAAGAAGUGAAGAAGUUACAAACAACAAUGCUUUCUUUGGAAAUCCAAAUAAUUUUUAAAUUACAUCUUUUUCGUAUCAGCUUAAAUAACUUUAGUAAUAGUAAUAGCAAUAGCAACAGCAAUAAUCCUAGCAAACAAAUUAAUCUCAAUCUAAAAAAUUAAUUAGUGGAGAUAUUAGCUCAGUUAAUAGAGCAAAUAAGUAUUUGAAGUAUAAAACAAAUUAAACCAAUGAGAUAAACAAUUUAUAAAGUGCUCCUAAUUUAAGAAAAUCAUAUCAUCAAGAGUAGAAUCCAUAACAAAAGGAAUUCUUUUUCAAAUAAAACUUUAAAAACAAUAGUUCAAGAAAUUCAUAAAAUAUGACAUAGCAAUUAAAUUAAACAGGUACAUAGACCAAGAAUGAAAAGAGUGUUUAUCCUUAAACAGUUCGUACAUCUUAAUAUAACUUCAAGAUUGAUGCAUCAAAAAACUGUGAAGAUAUGAAUUCUCUUUAAAAAUAUUUAGUAGAAAAUAAUGAAAUAUAUUAAGAUUAAGGAGAAGACAUAAAUUCAGAAAUCAGGACAACAACUAAGAAAGACAUUUGUUUGCAGACUUUAGCUGCUGGUAAUUUUCCACAGAAUAAGCAAUCUCUUUAAGGGAACUCUUCAGAUGUCUCAAAUUUCGCUUCAUUUAAUUAAACAAAUGGAAAUUUUACUUUUAAAAACCAUUUGAAAAAAGUUUUUGUAACUCGCUAAAAAAUAUUUAAAGCAGAAAAUCACUUAAAACCAAAUCUAUCAUACUUAUAACCUUUGUAAAAUUCAAAAGAACUUAAAUUAUCUCCUCACUUUUUUGCAAAUACUUAAUAAUAACCAGCAAAGUGA
This is a messenger RNA of Tetrahymena thermophila SB210, 4308 nucleotides long. Its product is annotated as cyclic nucleotide-binding domain protein. The transcript is spliced from 11 exons. Gene Ontology annotation, cellular component: cytosol. Gene Ontology annotation, molecular function: DNA-binding transcription factor activity. Lineage: Eukaryota; Ciliophora; Oligohymenophorea; Hymenostomatida; Tetrahymenidae. The record is from RefSeq and is a predicted model, not a curated record.